ACGUGACCAAACCUCAUUUUUUUUCCACAAACGAAAGUAAACGAAGAAAAACGUUGAAGACUGAAGUCAGUCCGAUCCGGAGAUUAGGUGACAAAGACUCAGAUUGACACGAAGGUUACUUUCACGGGAAAUAUAAGGCGGGAUCAUGGCAAGCGCGCCGCCAGCGGAUCCAGGCCAGUACUACUCAGGAUAUCCGCAGCCCCCAUCGUAUGAGCAGACGCUGAACGCUCCGCAGGUCCCCUACGGCUUCGCCCCUCCUCCUCCGGGAUACUCGCCUGCUCCCCCUGGAUAUGACAAGACACCGCAGCAAGCCUACUCGCCACAGCAAGCCUACCCGCCUCAGCAAGGCUACCCGCCUCAGACUUUCAACCAGCCCUACCCACAACAGCCAGUCACAACAGUACCAGCAGCUAAUGUGACCGUGCAGACGCUGUACGUCCAGCCUGCUGCUGUAUUUGGAGAUUUUCCUGUCGUUGUCAACUGCCCCGUGUGUGCCCAAAUGGUCACGACUCAAGUGGUGCGCAAAGACGGAGUGCUCACCUGGCUGGCUUGUGUGGCCCUUGCCUUUGUUGGGUGCAUUUACGGCUGUUGCUUGAUCCCGUUCUGUGUGGAUGGUGCGAAGGAUGCAGAGCACCACUGUCCGACCUGCAAGUCGGUGCUAGGAGUCUACAAGCGCCUGUGAUCCUUUCUCUCCUGCCACAAAUACAUACUCACUUUUUCCUAUUGACCGCUUGUGCCUUGCCAACAUUUUGUCACACUGUUAUUAUUAGCUGUAAGUGAACUGACUGUCCAGUUAUUGAAGACCCGACUUAAUAUGAAGAUUAUAUGCAAGUUGGAAGUGAUAUUGUGAAAGAUUGAUUUCAGUAGCCUAUGUGUUGUCUUGUCAGAAUGUAGCUGCUUUUACAGCCAAACAGCACGACACGUUGCCUUCUGUGUUGCCUUUUGAGUGUAGAAAAAAACUUCCCAACCAGUCUGGUGGUGGAUAUGAUACUACAUAUUUAAUAUUAAAAUGUCAAGAUUAAGAAAGAGAUUUUAAAUGGGAUUCUAAUAAAACAGCUGACCCAUGUGAAAAAAAUGAUAAUAAUAUGCACAUCAUAGGCUGUUGAAGCCAGAUGUUUUUAUUUCAACUUUUUAUUACAGACACAUUAUUUCUCUCAAUGGCCAGUUAAUUCAUGCCUGCAUUUUAACUCAUCGUGUAGUUAAAUUUAAAUUAAGUUAAAGUAAAUGAAAUUAAAUUUAAUUAAGACAGACAACUUACACCAGUUUGUAUGGGAAAGUUUAAAGCCCUUUACGCUGUGGGAAAUUAAAUUUGUACUACAGUGGGACAAAACAUGUUUUUAGAGUGAAGAUUGAAUCGCUGCUGUGGCUUAAACCACAAACCAAAAUCAUUCACACUGACAUUUUGCACCUUUGGUUAUUUGCGUAACUGUAAUCAGUAUGGCUUGCCACUUGUGUUUCUUUUUUUUUUUCACCCCAAAGGAUCGUUUACUUUUCUGUAUUGCUACACCACUCAUUUGUGACCAAACUUGUAUAUCAAAAACCCAUACAUGUGUCAGUGUAUCCGUCCUACCUUAUCUGUGCACACUGGGACACAGACAUAUGUAAUCAGAAUUGAAGAAUAAACAUAUUGUUAUAUCUAACUAA
Molecule: messenger RNA, 1644 nt
Organism: Engraulis encrasicolus (European anchovy)
Lineage: Eukaryota; Metazoa; Chordata; Actinopteri; Clupeiformes; Engraulidae
Gene: litaf
Product: lipopolysaccharide-induced TNF factor
Exons: 4
Coding region: 146-682 (178 amino acids)
Cellular component (GO): cytoplasmic side of late endosome membrane; nucleus; cytoplasmic side of lysosomal membrane
Molecular function (GO): zinc ion binding
Source: RefSeq, a predicted model, not a curated record